Salvia hispanica is the source of this 2353-nucleotide messenger RNA. The record is from RefSeq and is a predicted model, not a curated record. Lineage: Eukaryota; Viridiplantae; Streptophyta; Magnoliopsida; Lamiales; Lamiaceae.
AUGGAUAAAGUUGGUGACUCGUAGGCCGCAUCUCAGCGAAAAUGCCAAAAAGGGUAUUAUCAUAAUUUCACAUAGUCUUCUUCCUCGGUCCACACCUUCUGCUCUUCCUCCAUGCCAACUAUUUUCUGAUUCAAUCAAUGAAGAACAAAAAAGAAUCCAGCUUCACCCGCUUCGAUCUCCUAUCCGAAGAAAUAGUCUUCACAAUCCUCGAUUUCCUCCACCAAAACCCUGGCGAUAUCAAGUCAUUUUCUCUCGUUUGUACCUCAUUCCACGCAAUCGAGUCUCGCCACAGGAGAUUCCUCAAACCCCUCCGCUCCGAGCAUUUUCCCAAGCUCUUCGCCAGAUAUCGCCAUAUCUCAAAUCUCGAUCUCUCCCUGUGUCCGAGGAUAACCGACGCCUCCCUGGGCGCGAUUGCCGCCGGCUGUAAGGAGGCGUUGAGGUCGAUUGACCUCUCUAGGUCGAGCUUCUUCUCCCACGCGGGGUUAUCGAAUCUGGUUGCGAAUUGCUCCAAUUUGGUUGAGAUUGAUCUGUCGAAUGCGGCGGAGCUCAGGGACACGGCGGCGGCGGCGGUGGCGGAGGCCAGGAAUCUGGAGAGGCUGUGGCUGGUGAGGUGUAAAUCGAUUACGGAUAUUGGGAUUGGGUGUAUUGCUGUGGGGUGCCGGAAAUUGAGGCUGCUUAGCUUGAAAUGGUGUUUAGGGAUUGGGGAUUUGGGGGUGGGAUUGAUUGCUGUGAAAUGCAAGGGUUUGAGGAGUUUGGAUCUCUCUUACUUGCCGAUCACCAAUAAAUGUUUGUCACAAAUAUUAGAGUUGCAACACCUUGAAGAUCUCGUUCUUGAAGGAUGUUUCGGGAUUGAUGAUGACAGACUCACAGCUCCGAAGCUAGGAUGCAAAUCAUUGGAGACGCUUGAUAUGUCGAGCUGUCAGAAUGUGAGCUAUGUCGGUUUGACUUCUCUAACCAGCGCUGUUGGAAGUCUCAGGCAACUCAUCUUAUCAUAUGGCUCUCGUGUGGAUCUUGCUCUUGCUAAUAGUUUGCAGAGCCUCUCGACGUUACAAUGUAUAAAACUUGAUGGUUGCCAGGUCACUUGCUCGGGGCUCAAGGCCAUUGGAAACUUGUGCAUCUCCUUGAAGGAACUGAGCCUCAGUAAAUGUACCGGGGUGACAGAUGAAGGGCUUUCCUCACUCGUAACUAAGCAUAAAGACUUGCAGAAGCUGGACAUCACCUGCUGCCGCAAGAUAACUCACGUCUCGCUUGCCCACAUCACGAAUUCUUGCACCUCCCUCGUCUCUCUAAAGAUGGAAUCAUGCACCUCGGUCUCUGCUGAAGCUUUCGUCUUGAUAGGGCAGCGGUGCCAGCUUCUUGAGGAGCUUGACCUCACUGACAAUGAAAUAGAUGAUGAAGGCCUCAAGUCCAUCUCAAGUUGCUCACAGCUCUCGAGCAUUAAGCUUGGGAUCUGCCUGAAUAUAACGGACGAGGGUGCAACACACAUUGGCAUUUCGUGUUCAAAGCUCAAAGAGAUAGACUUAUACAGAUCAGCUGGGAUUACGGAUUCAAGUAUUCUAGCCAUUUCUCGUGGCUGCCCCGACCUUGAAAUGAUCAACGUAGCCUAUUGCACGUCCAUAUCCGAUACCUCGUUUAUCGCCAUGUCAAAAUGCACAAAGUUGAGCACAUUAGAGAGUCGAGGAUGCCCCCUUGUCACGUCGUUGGGCCUAGCCGCCAUCGCCGUCGGAUGCAAGCAACUCACCCGAUUAGACAUCAAGAAGUGUGUGAACAUAGACGAUGGUGGAAUGAUUCCUCUAUCUCAUUUCUCUCAGAAUCUCAAGCAGAUAAAUUUGUCCUAUACCAACGUCACGGACUUGGGGCUCUUGUCACUCGCGAGGAUCAGCUGCCUGCAGAGCAUGACCCUCCUCCACCAAGAGGGGGUGACUCCAGCUGGACUAGCCGCUGCACUCUUGGCGUGCAGCGGGCUAACAAAAGUGAAGCUUCAGGCAUCGUUCAAGUCACUGUUGCCACCUUGGCUCUUUGAACAUUUGGAGGCCCGCGGCUGCUCUCUCCUGUGGAGAGAAAAGGUAUUUCAGGCUGAAUUGGAUCCUAAGUGUUGGAAACUGCCGUUGGUGGAUUUGGAAUAGGUGGAGUAGGUGAUCUCGCGAUACGACCUGUGGCUGAUUGUCGGGUUCGAAAGCUAGAUCGAUGUCGAUAGUCUUCGUUGUACAGGUUUGUGAAGAUGGCUUUGUGUGAAGAUUGUAAUUCAUGUUUGAUAGUAGUAUUGUAUAGAAUCAUGCAUAUUAGUUGCGCGUAUGAGAUGUUUCCAACUCACAACCUCUUGGAGAAAGAGUCUGCAUUAUUCUUUCUCUUA